AUGUCGCUUUCACACAUUUUUGUUCCGCGAAAUCGUAAAGUAGAUUUCACGGUAGAUAUUUCGAUAGAAGAUCUUGCUAAUGUACCAUUAGUGACUGGGCUGUUCUAUGUAAAGUGGAAACUACAACAUGCAGAAAAGUCGAGUGGCUCUACUGAACGAGCUUUCAUUAAAGACUACUCUGUAUUUUGGAACCAUAAUUUGUCAAAUAAGAUACAGUUAGUUGUAGGAAGCGACGGAUAUUUGAUGCCUUGCGAAUUUCGGCUAACUAUAAAACAAGAGUUAAAGGGAGGCAAAGAAAUAAACACAAUAGGUUCUUUAUCGUUAAAUCUUUCCGAGUAUGUCGAUUCAGGUAAAAUGACGCGUCGAUAUUUAUUACAAAAGAGUAAGAUCAACUCGACAAUAAAGUUGUCAAUUGAAACAAAGCAUACUACUUUUGGUGACGUGGAAUAUAAAGUGCCACAAUUAAAAAAGACUCAAAUAUUUGGAGGUAUCACCGGUAUAAUAACAGAACGGAAGGAACUUCAAGAUGAUGAAAGAUCAAAACGAGCUUUUAAAAAUAGAUCGAAUUUUGGACCACAUUAUCUCGCGAAGUCACGUUCAACAACUUCUUUGAGAUCGUCAGAUUACGCACAAUCACCUCUUUUUUCACCCAUAGUAACAUCCUCUCUAGCAGAAAACUCGUUUCUUCGUGACGCAGGAGAACGAUCGCCAACUGAUGUGGUGGAAGAUAUAUUUGCAAAUAUAUACGUGCACGCACCCGAUGAUGACGGUAGUGAUAGUGAUAAUAAAAAGCAGAAAAAGUGA
Messenger RNA from Ambispora gerdemannii, 804 nucleotides. The record is from the annotation of a GenBank genome assembly. NCBI's taxonomy places the organism in Eukaryota, Fungi, Glomeromycota, Glomeromycetes, Archaeosporales, Ambisporaceae.